AUGGACAGUCCGAAGUCUCUUUUAAGUGAUGUUGUCAAGCCUGAUGUUGACGAAAAGUUAGUUUAAUACUUCAUUUCCGUCCUUUGUUCGGCCGCCAGCCGACCUGAAUAUUCUUGCUUGACCACUUUCUUAUGUUGAUUUUUAUCUGCCUCUGUUGAGGCACAUUUCUGUCACAGGUACUUCUGCACUUUUCAUUUUCCGCCUUUGCUGAAAGGUAAUGCUACGUAUUAUUGGCAGGGCGUGUUACUAUGCCCUGCUGUUUUAAUUAUUAUUCUUCAUGGGUCGUCAUUCAUAACUGUUGGUCGUUUUUCCACGGCCACACGCAAUUGUGAAAAUGUAGCUUAUCUAACUAUUCAGGAGUGUUGGACGCCGUCGCUCUUUGCUGACCCACUCCCAUCGCCGCACUCCUGAUUAAAAUGGUGUUUUGAAAUGCUAUACGCUCCAUCUUCGGUAUGUCUUGCCCCGUGUUCCACGCGACUUCGACGCCCGCGUAUAUUUACUACGCAGCCUUCCUUGUUGAUCUACACCCAAUGUACAAUACACACUUUAAUUUAGGAUACUUAACAAAUGGUCUCGGGCUAAUAUGUUUGCAUCCCCCAUGAAAUCGUGGGUAACUGCAUGUAUGGACGUUAGGCAUCAUUUGCAUCGAACGUUUUCAAAUAUCUCGGCUGCGAGGUUUAAUUUGAGAUCAAAGUUAUAGCUGCGGCCUGCCUUCUGCUUCCGCCAACGAACAUUUAAAUUGUGUAAAUUCUUCAGGUAACGUUGUUUCGUUCAGUGACGCCUUUACUUGCGUCUCCGUUGUCGAACCCUACGGCAUUCUCAUCAGCAAUGUCGUUAAUGCAUACGGGUGCGCGUCCGCCGUUUACACUUAUUCGCUGCCCAGCUGACGCACGAUGCCGUCGCUUGAUUAACACUGCACGCGCUUGUACAAGACUUAUCAAUGUACGCUGUUAUAGGCGCAUGUGCUCGCCUUACAAGCAUCUGCGUGCUGACGACGACUUCAGCACGUUCGGCCCGUGUCAUUGCCGUUACGAUUCGCUGGUCCUCGCAAAAGAUUUGAUCUUUUGUCCCCCGUAGAUUGUUCUCUAGUAUUAUUACUUAUCUUGCAUUAGUGCACUUCUUAGGCUGGAAGACCUCCGCCGCCCUCAUUUUGAAAUUGUAUCUUACCUGUCGCAGGGUCCGCAACUAGCAUACUUUCUUACCUCUGAGUGCUUUAUCUGUGUGGUAAUUGCGAGACUAUUUAUUAUCGGUCGUAACUACCUUUUUUUCGAAAAAUUGUUUGAUCUGAUUAUGUUUUCGACUUGUGAAACAUUACAUUUCCCUCUAAAUGUACGUUUCUCAAGCAUCAUAAAAGAUAUCUUAUCCCUUCAUGUCUCUACAACGUGUUCACCAGUGCUUUUAGUCAACAGUCUACUGAAAAAGUGCUAAACGAAUAUUUCCAGCCCAUUUUCCGCACCAUAUUUCCAUGUAUAAUUUGUUUGCACCUACUUUUCUCUCCUUAGGGACUCGGAUGUAGUUCGACUUUCUGAGUUUGCCAGUGUUUGCAGUUUCAUCUGCUGCUUCGGCGAACAGUUGGGAGUUUUUCUUACAAUACCACGAAUAGGUGAUAUUUUAUCCUGCAAAACCCCAAGUAAGUGGCUGCUUAUUACCCCGACAAUUUCAUGGAAUUUUGACAUCAGCUUGUUUUGUUAUUGUGAACCCCCUUCUACGGAUUUUCCUUAUUAGAGCCCCGUAGAAGUUAUGUUCCUAAUCGCAUAAGUCGUUGUGUUUAUGCCUUCUAGUCGUUCUAUUUAAUGCUUUCAUUACCAAGGGGUUUAAUUAAUUAAGUCCUGGUGAAGAAUCUGUUUUUACUUGGACCUUUCAUAAACACGCGGCUGCACGAAUUUUGGCCACCUUUCUAGACCAGUAGAUUGUUAGAUUAUUAACUUCUUCCUGAAUUAAAUGCACGCACCAGGCAGUUAAGCACAGAUUACGACAGUCUUGUACCUCAGCCCAUCAUUGUGCUUUCUGAAAUCUCUUGGUCUGUAGCCAUAUCCACAGGGGUAGAAUCGGACGACUGGUACCUAUAUCGCUUCUGGAGCCCCUUGUAAUUAACCUCUGUUCCCUUUUUACUGACCGUCUCAAUGUAUUCCUAUGUCGUCGGGUCACUUGAAACUUUGUCCAACAAUCCCUGAAUCAUCUUCGACCGCAGUGUAUUUACUCCAAUCCUCUCUGUUUUGUUCAGGUGACACGGAGGUUUUAAGUACGCUCGUGGUCAAACUUCUCAAUAAGGCUCGUUUUUGGACAAGAUCCGACCGCUGGCAGUCGUCCCUUUGUAGGUUAAUUCGGACUCUGGCAUACAACGAUCCAGAAAUGAUGGCAGUCAGUGAAUCUCUAACCAUUCAACAGCAUCAGGAUACUGUUGGGCUUCCGAAGCCAAAGUCAUCAGCUUCCGCCAAUGAGGAUUGCUCCUUUCCCCUCGUGCCCCUUAAUUUACGUGUUAAGCUCUUCCUCUUCCUCCUUGAGAGUCAGUUUGAAAGGAAUCCGUCUUUUAAGGAAAAAGUCAAAGCAAUUUCUCCGCAAACUCUCCGUCUUCAGUGUAUCGGCUGUGAUGUAUGGGGCAACUCUUACUGGCUGUUCGUCGAUGCUGAGUAUAACUUCUUGUUUUACCGCGAACCUCCCACAGACGGUUUGCUUGAGGCAAGUUGACGCGUUUAAACUCCCCUUAUUCCGAAAUUAAUUGACUCACGUCUGCCAUGUUUUGUUCCGCACAUUUAAGAGAACAUAGGUUUACGUCUUUGAACCCUAUCAAGUUUUGGCAUGCAUUUGUUCAUCUCUUUUAGGCAACCCAAACAUACGUGUAAUUCCUCUUCUUAAGUUGUUUGAUACAGAUUCUUUUGAUCCAUUCACAACUACAAACUCGCCUCUCCUGAGAUCCGCCGUAUCAUUUAUAGUGGCCUCCUGUCGAGGCUGGUUUUUCAGUUUGUUCCUGGCUCUACCACUGGCCGAAUGUCACAUUCCUGCGAGUCUCAUAGCCACUAUCAUCCCACCCAUGCUUGUAGUAUCUUCCAAGUCACCCAUUAGUUCUUUUUGUUUCAUAGUCUGUUUCUUGAUUUCGAUGUAAUUAUUCACUUGUUCUCAGUGAGGCAUGGAAAAUCCUUCUGAUAUUUCAUCAAUAGUGUCGUCUCUCGGUGCCUUUUCUUUUAACUUAUAUAUCCAGUUCGCCGAUUCUGUGGGAACCUAGAAAACUUUAUAAACACCUUUUAUGCUAUUGUACGGAAGGUAGGUCGAUACGCAUAAAUCGGCCACUUCGUACUGCUUUGCUGAGCUGGUUCAUCCGCCAUAAAAGAAAUGCAGUUAGUCUCGACCGUACCUUCUCCCGCGAGUCGUUGUACAAACGCCAAGGCUAGUCACAUGCAAGAUGCUUUCACACCUCUUGCUGGAGGAAAAUUUCAUUUAGUGUUCAUACGCGGGAUUCCUGGACACUCACCUAUGAAAACGCUUAUUGCCAAGUUUUCGUCUUAAGUUAGUGAUAAUCAGUCUUGUCAUUAUUUAACUUGUCGAUGUUAGUACGUACAUUUUUCAUUUUUUGUGUGACCGACCUCACCUUCAUCUCCAUAAUCGUAAUGUUGUGUUCGAAGUAUUUGUCCUCGGCCCUCGUGGCAGUUUAAGUCAUUGGACGUCUUUUUUCUACAGUAAUCAAAUUUUUGUCCCAAAAUACUCCGAAUUCAAUGGCUAAAAAGACAAAUGGAAAUAGUUUAAGCAAAAAAGGAAGGCUUAGAAUACCUAGCAACAGUAACAGCAACAAUCAACGAGGACCCCAGUUUCUAUGUCUUUGUCUUAUGACACUUCUGAAUUUUUCCAGGGGUAGUAUAACUGACUGUCGGCAGGCUGAGUUGCAGUAGAACGUGUGGCAGCAGCCUCGACAGUUCGAACAAGAUAUCUUUGCAGCUGUUCCGUUAGAAUAAGCGGGGUGAGCGGUAUCCUCGAGAAUUCAGUCGCGAAGUUCCUGACUGUUAUAAAGUACUUGCGUUGAUACUUCUGACUCGUGGCAGUUUUCUGGAAUUUUUUUUUUCCCAGCAAUGAAACCGGCCAAUAUUUAACAUUCAUUCGCAGUUUUAGAAAUUCCUCCGUCAAUCUUGGUUUGACUUUCCAUCCUCCUCUAAAACCAUGAUUUUCAUAGGUCUGGUGAUGGGUGAAGUGUUCCAAUGGUCAAAGCAGUGUCUGAUAUUUCACUGUCAUAUUACUACAUCUUCAUCUGGAGAAUGUGUGGUCUGGUAGCGCGCUCUGUCGUUUUUAUGCCCGAGUUCCUCUUUGAAUCAAGUAAUUUCGUGCCUAAACCAGUUUAUUUUCGAAUGCCGUUUUGUGACCUCCAGAAAAGCUUAGUCUGCUCGUCCUAUUUUUCCCCUUUAGUUCAUAUCGAACUGCCCAGCAACCCUCCAGAAGUUCCUGGAUGAACUUGCGCAAAAGCCUAUUCAUGAUAAGUCGUUCUCUGACCUGUAUGCCGAGUACGAUGCAGAAAAGCUUGCGAAGCCAGACUCAACCCUUAAUCUCAGACAACAAUCUUCCAGUCCCGCUUCAGUCAAGUUGGACCCAGUGUCGGAACUCUCAACGGACAACCAACUGCACCUCAAAAAGGAAUCCCCCGAUUCUGUAUCGACGAGAGAUGUUGAUAAGUUGGACUCCUCAAACCCACCAUCUCCUGAGGGGAUAACCAGUAAGGAGGAUCCUUUACCUUGCGUUCAGUCCCCUCCUCCGCAUUCACUGUCCGCAAGCCAUCCGUCAGACGUUACGGAGACUUCCGAACAGGUAGAAGAGGAAGAGUGCAAAGUCGAUUUGCCGAUUGCCUCCUUGAACGGCUGUCUAAACUCAGAGGCAGUCCCCUCAGCUACAGAAAACCACAGAUCUCCGUUAGCCCUGACGCCGUCGAACUGCAAUUCGUAAGUGCUAGGGCAUGGUCCAUGCUGUAGUUAGUUAUUAUUGGACUCGAUCAUGCUAGUUUUAUUUCACAAAUGUCAGGAGUGACUAGCUUCUCAAUUAGAUCCUAGAAUCCCCCUCCUGUUUUUUUCUUUUCUUAUGCAAGACUUUAGUUUAUUGCGUCGAAGAACAAAUCGAUAUACAAGCAACGGUAUAAAUUAUCAAGUUUGUUCGGGCUUAUAAACUUAAGUACUAGAUAAAACUGACGAGACUGAAAUUGUUGCUUACCCCAACUGACCCGACAUCUUUCGAUGUUUUUAUUCACUGAUUGUCACCGUCUCCAACUCAGUAGCUGCAGUUGUGCAGACAUCACUGCGUGUCAUGAGUGAAAUCCUCCACUAUUUUACGACGACCAAAUGCAGACUUUUCGGCUUUUUGACGCUUUUUUCUUGACCCCUGGCACUACGAACGUUGAAUAGGUCCAAACUCCCAUGGCCUCGUAUUCAUGUAUUGGUGAGUCUGUGCCACGCGUUAAUGAUAUUAGCCCAUUACCCACUCAGGUAUUUGACGCCAAGACCUUACCAUGACGAUUACAGUGUAGCAAGUAGUGAAUGGCAGUAAAGUCAGUUGUAAACCACCAGAUUUGCUGCCCGCAGGAUUGGCGAUGCUUCAUAAUACGUCGAAAUGCAAAUUAAGCGCCAUCGCCUGGUUACCGCUACGGCUCGUUUGCUUUCUGCGCGCGAGAUUUUUCUAACCUCUUCAGCAAGGCAACACUGAAAAUCUUGACCCAUAUGCCAGACUGUCGACGCAGCACUAGCAUCGGGAAGUCCUGUUCCCACUGUUUGAGAUGGGGCACCUAUGCCAGGUCUUUCCUUGAUGUGCUGGAUGAUUUAUUGCGGCGGAGAGCAAUCUCCAACGUUCAGGUUUAGGGCACCUGCCAAAAAUCCAUCGUCGACGAAUGAGCUUGUUAUUGGCCCAGCCCUCGGCUGUCUUAUGCCAUAAUUUUAGAGGCCGGUGGUGUGGGCCGGAAUUUACACGUAUGCAACGGAAACGUUGCAUAACUUACCCCUCAGUCAGCUUGCCACUGACAAAUUUUCAGACUGAAGUACAGACGUGCACCCUCCGAAGUACGACACCGGAAGCGUUGUACUGUCCUGACCUUCGGGAUGUCCAUCUGAGGUAACUCUCGUCAGCGCGACCAAUCCAGAGGCCGACAGCUGUUCCUGUAGCCGUGUGUUUAAAAACACACAGUUCCUGUCUUUAGGGGGUUGUAAGUCCUUCACCCUCCCGCCCUCCUUCGGCCUUGUCUUUAAGAUUAUUCACCAGCCGUCGUAACGCCACCAGUACUUUCUUCGGGUGUGGACUUAUUUAUGGGUUUUGCGAACUCAGAUUCAAGUACAUGUCUCAACGGUCACUUGGUCCUUACGUGAUGUGUCGUAGUUGGUGAAGAAUUUAAAGUUUACUUUUUUCCUUGAAUGAGCAACACAUAAUUGGAGGCCCGAUCAGUAAACGCAACCCAUCACCGGUACGUCUUUUGCCGCCCCCUCCAUUGUAAAUGAUGCGGUUCGUAUCGAGGGAUAUUCGUUGUCAGCCAGAGUCACAUGUAAAUUUCGGAUUUACUCGAUUGAGGGCGCGCAACCCUACUAUUUUUCACCGAAUAAUUUAUGAUAGACACGUUCAGGUCGUGACAGGAAAUCCUAGAUGUUCUAAUUAGUUUGUUCGCCCCUCCCCCACUACAGAACCUGCGAGGACCAUUCUUGUGAUCGCAGAUGUAACGGGCUAAAUUGGGAUUAUUUCGGUAACAUUUGACCAAUGCUCCCAAUAAUCUUUAUACUGGUACCGAUCCAAGCUUAAGUUUACAAAUUCAUGCCGCGAAAGAAUUAUCUGUUCUUGCGCGAAGGUAUUCGCUGAUUUCUCCGAGAAUUUCUUCAGCCUGACUGGUUGGGCGUUUUUGGAGUUAGGAAAACCACUGACGGACAUGCGUCUUUUAGCAUUCAUCUGGACAGACUGCCGCAACUCCGCACACGCUACAUUAGCAAGUCUCGUCCCUUCCUCAAAAAGCUGAUAAUUAAUUGUUCAGUCGCGAAACUGUUCCUUCGAAGAUCUUUUGAUUUGUCCAACACCUCGACUGGUGAUGAUUGUCCUCUUGAUAGGUCUGGGCGAUCUUGAAUUUUGCUCGCCCCAAGAUUGUUUUAAGACUGUCUGGCUGCCCGUAAAAAUGUCCAGCCUGUCGUUCAAGGUAGAAUGCAUUUCAACUUUUGCUUUGGACAAUGGACCUCCCGCGAGACGACCUGUGUGUUUUAUCUAGAAACCUUACCGAUUUCAGUGUAGGGACCACAAUUACUUGAAGUUCUGUGUACAUGGGGAUGUCCGACUUCCUGUAGUGUUUUUUUCCAAAACUCGCCGCAACUGUUCCGCUGAGGUUUUAACCUCAGUAAGCUUGUUCGCUCUAACGUAAUCAGGUAAAAUGAACAACAAGGGUUGUUCAGUGAUAUGAGAACAUGCAUUUACGGGUAAGAUUGUAAGUAGCAGUUGGAAGGAGAGGGGAUCAACGAUAGGGAAAUAAGGAGGCGGAAAAGCUAGAUGGGGGGGGGGCGGUAGAACACAACGAGCAUCAACCUGCACAUGAGAUUGCCACCACACUAUCCGGUGUAGGAAGAUGAGAGUUCCUCACAUCUGGUUUCGGUGUAACACCAUGUCCUUAGGUUUCAUCAAACGAUGACGGAUUGUUUCGAUGGGCUAUGCCUACUCUGGUGAGUUCUAAUAGUCCAAAGACCGCUCCAGAGGCUGCUUCAAUGUAGGGAGUGGCCCUACAGAUUUUGGAUUGCCGCUCUUUUAGCCGUCUCCUACCCACUCGGUAUCCACUUUGCCCGUUAAAAUGGCUUGCUUGUCCAUUGAUCCUGUAGAGCUUGUUAGGGUAUAUUCGUUCAGCAUUCUUAUCGGCUAACGUGCUGUAGUGUGUUUCAUCUCUUCAAAAUAGAGUGCAGGUACAGCAUGGUUUGUGAGACGGAUGGUGAUUGCUGUUGAAAUGUGUAUUCGUCUUGUCCUGACGACUUUCCCAAAUACAUCGGCUGCACUUCCCCAGUCGCACACCGACGUGGGAGGACGUCGAGGAAGGUAAUUUGGUUGAACCCCGCAUUCACCGUCCCCUAUGCCGAAGUCAGAGGCUACAGGGGGUGGUCUGAUUGGCCCGCUAGCCGUAUGAAAUCAGCGCGUAACUGCAGUAGACGAUCUGGAUUAUCCGAAGGUGUCGGGACCAAGUGCAUCACCAAAUCUUCUUUGCUUGGACGAAAGUUUAACUCUCACAUCUCCCGCCACGAUAAUAACACCGAAACGUUCGCAUUAUGUCUUAGGCUGACACUACUUCCCGAAAGUGAUCCCUCGCUUAAUGCGAUUUGGCCCUAGGGACGUGCAUAGCGGUUAUAAACCAAAGGCGUCUGGAUUCUCGGUUUAUGCGCUGUUGCCACUAAAAUGCACCGUUCACCGGAAUUUAACCUGUUCACUCCUGGUAUGUAAAACGGCUGAGGGUUAUUUGUGCCUCUGGCCAUUAACUAUCCUCCGGAGGAAUCUAGUUAAGGAGCUCUAGGGAUCGCUGCAAACAUACACUGUAUGUAAGUUACCUUCUCAUCUGUGGAGAUCACAAGCGAGGGCAGUUUACCGACCGACGUGGUAGAGGUUACGUCUGUCGAUUGGCUACCUAUAUCUUCGGGUCAAGCAGUUCUUGGUCGUUGCUCAAGGAACACGAUGAGUGGCUGUUUUUGUUUUAGAAGGAUGAGCGCUUAAAAAUGAGCUCGGUGAACACACAGGGCUGGGUGGUAUGCCAUUGCUUCCCAUCCACAUUCUGCAGCCAUAAUAGGCAGUAGGCCUAACCAGUCUGCGUUGUGGAAAAAAUAGAGUUGGUGUAGGCUCAUUCUCCUCACUUAUCUUCGUUCCUCGCCUUUCCCUUACAGAGCUGACAUACCGAUCAAUAACACCUGCGAAUCACUCGAACCGUCGGAGGGCACAGGGAAUGUGAAGGUUACUCACAAAUCUAAGAGGAAGUCAGCACUGGAAGCUGAUAUCAGCGCGCAACCUCCCCGGCGUAGUGGACGUCAACGAAAACCGGUCGAGUUUCUCACUAUGGAGGCGUUCAACCCUCCAAAGAGUUCUAAGAAAAAGGCACUUGUUGUCAAAAAGGCCUCAACAGAAUUUGGCAAAGAGAGGCGUGGAAGCAAGAGUUUUCCCGCAGUAGAGAAUGGCGUCUCCAAGUCAGUGACCAAGAAGAAGCGACAUCGGCGUGGCCGUGGCAGAAAAAAGUCCAAACGGCGAAAGGGCUCUCAGCCCUGGAUGUGCUCUCCCUCUCAAUCUGAAGGCGAGGAUGUCCUGGAGGCUGAUUUUGAGCUUCAGGACAGUAAUGCGGAAGAUGAUUCCCCCCAAAGCUCGCCUUCAUCCCGCGCUAGGGAUUGGCUAGACGAGGUGGAGAGUGAUUUUGACGUCAAUGCCUGCCUGGAUGGGGAGGAUGCAUUGACUGUGAAAAUGGGACGCAACAUGGAACGGCAGAAGCGACGUUCCACCACAGCCACCGCUGCCGAGGUCGCAGCGACCGAAAUGUGUGAUGAUGACACUCCCUGCCAGGUCUGCGCCAAGUUCGGCUCUCCCGAAUGGUUAUUACUGUGUGAUCAGUGUGACCUUGGUUUCCACGCCAUGUGUCUGCGUCCAGAACUGCACUUCAUCCCCGAGGGCGACUGGUUCUGUCCACGCUGUCUGCACGCCCGCCUCCUCACCGAUGUAGCCGCGCGCCUUGAGGAGCUACGUGUAAAUAAGGCCAAACUGGAGGCCACUUCUCGUAUGCAGGAGAGACUGAACUUUGUCAAUGUCAGCGUCACUAACAUCAUUAACGAGGACAAUCGUAGAGCCAAGGAGGCUGCUCGUCAAGCCUCGCGUUGGUACCUCGAUUCGUCUGGGGAGGACGAUGAAGAAGAUGGCGAGAGUCGAUCCAGCAGUGAUGCAGGUUCUUUCAUUAACGAGGAGAGUGAUGCUGGUCGACGGCAGCGCUCUCGGCGCAACCUCCGUCAUCGUCGCACGACUCACUCCCGAGCAGCAGCCAAGCGACGCCGUGUGUCCCCCGACUCAGAUGCCUCCUCAGACUCCGCUUCCUACUCCUCCUCUUCUUCUUGUGAAGAUAGUCCAGCCCCUGUUCGUGCAGCCCGACAGCGCGUCACUGCCCAGUACGAUGUGAACGCGGCGUUCAAGCAGUUAGAUGUUCUGCUGGACGCUGAUGAGAAAUAUGCGUCUAUUAAGCAGGCUCGUAAGGAACGGCAGAGUAGGAAGCACAUCCCCGCAACAGAUGGUGCGGAAGAGGGGCAGGAAGUUGCCAGUUCUGGCGAAGGUUCAGUCGAAGAUUCAUGCCUCACCGGUCGUCGACCAAAACCAAAAGUACUCUCCUCUUCCGAUUCAGAAGAGUCUGCUUCUGGGGAUGGUAGUCAUACUGCUAGGAGGCGACGAAAUAGGCGUUCCGGCAGCGAGGAAUUUCGUCCGGAUGAGGAGGAAGAAGAAAGCAACUCCUCCAUCAGUGAAGAGGGAACUUCGUCUUCCAGCACUCCGUCGUCCGAUAACUGGUUGUCUAGCCGUCGUGCUCGCCGGUCAAAUGCCAGAAGGAACGGACGCAGUCGGAACAGACCUCGUCGACCGAUUCCACGCUUCGAGGAGGACUCGAUAGGUAGCGAAGACGAGAUUAAGCCGACGCGGCGGUAAGUAAUGAUUAUUUGCCUUAUGACCUCCCAUUACAUCAUGUUCGCGGUUAUGGCUCCUGUAGUUUGAACCUCCGCCUGCCAUGCUAUGGGUCAAUCAGUGUCAGCACCGUUGUGGAUCUCGGAAUGUUUUCCUCUGCUAGUUAGACUAACCUAAAUCAGCAACCUUCGCCCACUGGUGUUUGACAAUUGCUUUGUCUAGUAAAAUUGAGGAAACUUGCCAGCUUAUCGUCAGCUGACAGCGAUAUCCGCUGACUGCUAGUCUGCCCCCACCUUUCGCCGGUCAGACUCUGCUCUGCGGUACUGAACAUGACCAAAGGUACAAGAUCUGGCCUAUCUCAUGAAAUGUUAACCGAAAUUCUGAAAUGUGUUUUCAAUUAGAAGGGAUUACCGAGGGGAGAUCGUAAUGUUUAUUAUCCCGCAGCACAAUCCCAAAAUAUUUCGGUCACGCUAGGAUGCCGGCCUUCGAAUGGGUUUCUUUCCAGCCGUCUACGAGUGGCAAAAUGGCUGCUUAAGUAACGUGAAAUUUUCCCGCUGAUUUUCGGUACCCUUGUAAAUUCGAACGCAUUUUGUAGAAAAAAAAACACCAGACUUCUUUCUUGUUCUCAUUUGGUAGUAACUUACGUCUUAUUCGGAUUUUAGGCAUUAUACUAAUCUUCGGUCUUAAAAAGUUUGUAAUUAUGAGAUUUUCUAAGAUCAUGAAGUGUCCAUUCAAAUAACAUCAGAUCUGUCCGGCUGUUAAUGCUCCUUUUGAGGUGUACAACACGGUCUACAUCCAUUGCAAAAUUUUACUAGCCCUAUUUGACGUAUUCCUAAAGGCUAAUGCAUGACUUUCGUUGCAUGGAAAAUAUGCAGCUUGUAGGUUGGAAACCUUCAGCGCAAGUGCGACUGCGGGUCGGUUCCAAAAUUUUUCGGGAAUUGUAAAACUUUUUUAAAAAUCGAAAGAUACCCUUUCUGGGGUAUACAACUAAAACCAGACAUAAGUUGGUGUCAUUUGAGUGCAAAAGUAAUAUUUUUGCAUGUUUUUAUAAAACAUUUUUGUUUAUAAGAGUACACAAAAUCGGUGAAAAAUGCACACAACUUAGUAGUUGAUUUAUCGAAUGUGGUUUUUUCAGGCGGCCAAAACGAAGCCCAUUUGAAAGUCGGCAUCCUAGCCUGACUGAAAUAUCUUGGGAUUCUGCUGCACAAUAAUCGAUAUUACAACCCUGUCUAAGUUAUCCUUUCCAAUCGAAAGCACACCUCGGAACUUCGGUUAAUAUUUCAUGAGAUAGAUCUGAUACUGUAGUCGGCUGCCAGACAAUUAGAGGCGUAAGUACUGAUAAAUAGCAAUGCCAUUGAAAGGGUUGUAGACAUGAGUCAAUGCUGCAAUGCAUAUCAGGAUUGGCAGGAAUUGCUUCUGUUUGAAACCAUUUCCAGUCAGGCAUUGCCCUAAAGAAUCGCCCUUCUACCGCCCGUCUUGUCGAUUUUCUCCGGUACUGUUUUUUAAGCAGUGUCUUGUGUCAGAAACAAGGGAGCGAAAUUCCUUCCUUUUUCUAACUAUCCCCCGCCAAUUGGCUUGCGCGCCGAUUCAGAGCCAAUAUCCAGCAUGGCGAUCCAGUGUUCCAUAAUAUCAUAGUUAUCGGCUUUCGUAGUUCCUUUUAAUCCAGUUUGACUGCAUUACUUACCUAAAAUUCUGACUAAGCGUUGUAUACUGUCAGUAUUUGGCAGUAAUUCUUUCUAAUCCUCCGUAGGUAUAUAACCGUUUCCCAUGACGACGACAGCCUAACAAACAUGCAUAUGCGCAUCGUCCGGGGCUACGCUUUGGGCCUGUCUGACUGCGUUCAAUUGCUUUCCAUUAGAAUGGAAUACUACAUAUUAGCCGCCCUUGAGCACUGGUAAAAUGCUAGGAAAAUCAGUCAUUUAUCCUUUUCACUUUAACCUGCGCCUCUUCAUUUGUUCAAGACGGGCCGCCAGACGUGUCAACUACAAAGAGCCCGACAGUGAGGAAUAUGAGGAGGAGCCUACUGUCGACGGAGAAAGAAGUGCAGUCUUUGAAAACUCCCCAGCGCGCACGCCACCGCAGUCUUCGGUUUCUGGUCGAGUACGUCGCAUCCUCUCAGACAGCGAAUACGAACCCUCGACGUCAGAGAGUCCAGACGACGGGGACGGCCCAGAGGUCGGGGAGGAGAGCGUUGUGCAGGGAAAUCACAUGCGACUGAAGCCUUCGCAGGGGGUCCUACCCAAUACCAACCAGCCGUCGCCUGCGUCCUCCCAACGUGAGCUCUUUUCAUGCGACGAGGAUAGCGGUCGUGGAGUAGGCAGUGGGGGUCUGGCUGAUGCACCCGGUUUGUCGCCGAAGCCCUGCAAAACAUUAUCUGCAAGUCCCCUUCCCUCACCCGUGUUUGAAGGGUCUGAAACAUCAUCUCAGCGACUGCAAGCGCCUCUUGGAAGUCCCCAUUUUUAA
This is a messenger RNA of Spirometra erinaceieuropaei, 13068 nucleotides long. The record is from the annotation of a GenBank genome assembly. NCBI's taxonomy places the organism in Eukaryota, Metazoa, Platyhelminthes, Cestoda, Diphyllobothriidea, Diphyllobothriidae.